This is a messenger RNA of Sodiomyces alkalinus F11, 2125 nucleotides long. RefSeq names its product alpha/beta-hydrolase. Lineage: Eukaryota; Fungi; Ascomycota; Sordariomycetes; Glomerellales; Plectosphaerellaceae. The coding region runs from base 174 to 1925 and encodes 583 amino acids. The transcript has a single exon. The record is from RefSeq and is a predicted model, not a curated record.
CGAGCCUGUGUUCAGACGGACCACAGCGGACACAGAGCUUCCAUCUGAUCCGUGCCGUUAUAGCGGCUUUGAAAUACGGGCUGCUGUCUGUCCGGCUCUGUCUCGCUCUGUCUGGCUCUGUCCCCCCUCCCAUCUGCACUCCAUCUUGCUUCAUCUCUCCCCCAACCGCCACCAUGAAGCUUGGCCUCUUCCCCCUGGCCGCCGGGCUCCUCGCCCAACUCAGCUCCGUCCAAGCCGUCCCCGCCACGCCGCCCAACCUCGAGGCUCGAUUCACCAAGGUCACCGUCACGUCGCCCGCAGGGUCCGUCAUCGGCCGUUCCCUCGCCGGCAUCGAGACCUUCGCCGGCAUCCCCUUCGCCGAACCGCCCGUCGGCCCCCUCCGCCUCCGCCCGCCCAUCCGUCUCAACAGCACGCUGGACCGCUUCGACGCCACGGGCAUCGCCGCCGCCUGUCCGCAGAUGUUCCUCUCCACCGACGCGAAGAACACCCUCCUCGACGUCCUGGGCGACCUUCUCACCCUGCCCCUCUUCCAGGUCGUCAACGGCAGGGAGGACUGCCUGACGGUCACAGUGCAGAGACCCGCCGGGGUACCCGCCGACGCGAAGCUCCCCGUCCUCGUCUGGAUCUUCGGCGGCGGGUUUCAGCUGGGGUCGUCGUCCAUGUACGACGCCACGGGCCUGCUGAGCAACGCGAAGAACACGGGCCAGCCGUUCGUCUUCGUGGCGAUCAACUACCGCGUGGGCGGGUUCGGGUUCCUCCCCGGCGCGGAAGUGCUGGCGGACGGCGCGGCGAACCUCGGGCUCCGCGACCAGCGCAUGGCGCUGGAAUGGGUCGCCGACAACGUCGCGUCCUUUGGCGGCGACCCGGGGAAGGUGACCAUCUGGGGGGAGAGCGCGGGGGCGAUUUCCGUGCUGGACAUGAUGGUGGCGUACGACGGCGACAACACGUACAAGGGGCGCCCCUUGUUCAGGGGCGCCAUCAUGAACUCGGGCUCCAUCGUGCCGACGCAGGACGUGGACGCGCCGAAAGCGCAGGCCGUGUACGACCUGGUCGCCUCCAAGGCCGGGUGCGCCGGGGCGCCGGAUUCGCUGGCCUGCCUGCGCAACCUCGACUACGAGACGUUCCUGCGCGCCGCCAACUCCGUGCCGGGGAUCGUGUCCUACCACUCGGUCGCGCUGUCCUACCUGCCGCGCCCGGACGGGGACAUCCUGACCAAGAGCCCCGACCUCCUCGUCGCGGAGGGCAGGUACGCGGCGGUGCCGAUGAUCAGCGGCAACCAGGAGGACGAGGGGACGCUCUUCGCGCUGUUCCAGCGCAACGUCGCCACGUCGUCGCAGCUCGUCGGGUACCUCUCGGACCUGUUCUUCCACGGGGCGUCGAGGAAGGACCUGACGGAUCUGGUGGCGACGUAUUCGUGGCGCCCGAGCCGGGGGUCGCCCUUCCGCACGGGGGUUCUGAACGUUCUGUAUCCCGGGUUCAAGCGCAACGCGGCCGUCCUGGGCGACUUGGUCUUCACGCUGACGAGGCGCGUGUUCCUCAAGGCGGCCAAGACGGCGAACCCGUCCGUCAAGGCGUGGUCGUACCUUGCGAGCUAUAACCAGGGGUUGCCGUUCCUGGGCACGUUCCAUGGGUCGGACCUCUUGCAGGUCUUCUAUGGCGUGUUGCCCAACUACGCGAGCCGGGCGAUCCAGACGUAUUACUUUAACUUUGUGCACAACUUGGACCCGAACGUCGGGGUCCGUGGUUUCCCGGCGUGGCCUGAGUGGCGGCCGGAGAGACCCAGGUUGGCUUGGUUCUUUAACGAUCGGUCUGACGUUUUGGAUGACAAUUUCAGGCAGAAGAGCUGUGAUUUUAUAGAAUCGAAUGUCAGGUCAUUGCAUUUCCGGGAUGAGGAGGGGAACACUCAGCCGCGAUGGGGUUUGUGAGGGAGUUGUAAGAUGGACAUGAUGGAUAUAUACAUGAAUGGAUGAAUGGAUGAGUAGAUGAACGAUGAGUAGAUGAACGGAUGAAUGAAUAUAUGUUAUGGCCAUGCUGAAGCUCGGGGAUUGCUCCUGUCGCCGUACUUAUAUUUGGGCCUUUUGUUUUUUGAAAUAAACAGAACAGACACUGUUGGGAGUGGUUCUGA